Myzus persicae (green peach aphid) is the source of this 1183-nucleotide messenger RNA. RefSeq lists its product as uncharacterized. Bases 139 to 738 code for a protein of 199 amino acids. The transcript has 4 exons. NCBI's taxonomy places the organism in Eukaryota, Metazoa, Arthropoda, Insecta, Hemiptera, Aphididae. The record is from RefSeq and is a predicted model, not a curated record.
UAAUAUUUCUAUAAACGUUAUAUUAAUUUAUUUGCACUUGAUGAUUGUCAAAUGACUUUUAUUAUUACUGCAGGCUUGCAAACGAAAAUGAAAAUGCAAUAUUAUUGAAGAAUAAAGUAGAGAGUGGGAGGCAUAAGAAUGGGCUGUGUUUACUUGUGCAGUUUAGUGUUUCGCAGACCCUUAGGUGAGAAGAUUAAGUCAUUCGUGUUCAAACGUCGCGUCAUGAACGUCCUAAUCCCACUAGCUUUGUCGGUAUUCUUGCUCAAUCAAAAUUAUGCUUGGUUUAUAAAUCACAAAAAUUCUGAAGGUAUCGAAAAAAGUAAUCUUAAAUCAAUAUGGGAUCUACUAUAUCUUGAUAAAGAAAUAUUGGAACGUAAUAUCCCUAAAGAUAUAUUAAAUAAAAAGAAGGUUAAAAGUUCCGACAUUUUUUCAUCUCUGAUGAAACGAACACAAACUUCUCUAACUCCAUAUGAAAGUAUUGAUGUAAUGAGUGAUUUGAAGCAGUUUUUUGAUAAUAUAAGUGCUAAUGUUAAGCAAAUGAAAGAAAACCAACAAUCCAAAUACAAUAUUCAAAGAAAAUAUGAUACUUCUUACCCUGGAAACUAUUUUCGAGGACGUAAACCAUCGGAUAAUGUGAGGAAUUUUGUAAGAAACGACGAUGGGGAAUCAUACCGUGGCACGAAUAAUCACGACCCGGGCAUUUUAUGGACAGGACUUGGAAAGAAAAAACGUCGCUAGUAAUUAUACAUGCCCAACUCAAUCAACAGUAUCUAUCAGUUUUCAUCAAUCUUUACUUGCGCCUAUCAUCGAUCCAACCAUAGACUGAGAUCUAUAUAAUUAGCUUGCUACACAUUAGUCAUGUUUGUUUUUAUUCCACGAUUCACUACCUAUUUAAAAUAAAGAUGUCUUCACAAUAUAUGAACAAUUCUCAUUUAUUUAUGGUGAACAUUGUAAAAAUGCAUUGAUUAUUAUCAGCUUUACAGUUCAAAAUACAUAAUACACCUUAUUUCCAAGAUGUAAAUUGAAAACACGAGUGUUAUAAAUUAAUUUCAGAUCUAUAAGAGUUACUAACAAACUGUGCUUAUGAUAUAUAAUAUAUUAUGUCUAUAUUACGUCUUUGCUAGAUCGUGUUUCUUUUAACUGUUUACCGUUCCUCAAUAAAGUUAUAUAUCAUCUAUUAUAA